Messenger RNA from Opisthocomus hoazin, 1425 nucleotides. Lineage: Eukaryota; Metazoa; Chordata; Aves; Opisthocomiformes; Opisthocomidae. The record is from RefSeq and is a predicted model, not a curated record.
AUGCCGGGGAUCAAGGGUGCCAAGGAUCAGGGGUGCCAGGGAGCCUGGCGUGCCAGGGGUGACUUCUGCGAUGUAAACCACUGUCAGAAUGGGGGCACUUGCCUGACGGGGAUUAAUGAGACCCCCUUCUUCUGCAUCUGCCCAGAGGGCUAUGUUGGGAUUGACUGCAACGAGACGGAGAAAGGCCCAUGCCACCCCAAUCCUUGCCACAACAACGGCGAGUGCCAGCUGGUCCCGAACCGGGGGGAUGUCUUCACCGACUACAUCUGCAAGUGCCCCGCGGGGUAUGAUGGGGUGCACUGCCAGAACAACAAGAACGAGUGCUACUCCCAGCCUUGCAAAAACGGAGGCACCUGCCUGGACCUGGAUGGUGACUACGCCUGCAAGUGCCCUUCUCCAUUCUUGGGGAAGACCUGCCACGUCCGCUGUGCUGUUCUCCUCGGCAUGGAAGGAGGAGCCAUCUCUGAUGCCCAGCUUUCGGCAUCCUCUGUCCAUUAUGGCUUCCUUGGCCUCCAGCGCUGGGGGCCAGAGCUCGCGCGCCUCAACAACCACGGCAUUGUCAACGCCUGGACCUCCAGCAACUACGACAAGAGCCCCUGGAUCCAGGCCAACCUGCUGCGGAAGAUGCGGCUGAGCGGGAUCAUCACGCAGGGCGCUCGCCGCGUCGGCCAGCCGGAGUAUGUCCGCGCCUACAAAGUCGCCUACAGCCUGGAUGGGCGACAGUUCACCUUCUACAAGGACGAGAAGCAGGACGCAGACAAGGUUUUCCAGGGGAACGUGGACUACGGCACCAUGCAGACCAACAUGUUCAACCCGCCCAUCACUGCCCAGUUCAUCCGCAUCUACCCCGUGAUGUGCCGCCGUGCCUGCACGCUGCGCUUUGAACUCAUCGGCUGCGAGAUGAACGUGUAUUUCAACACGGCAGGUUGCUCGGAGCCUCUGGGCAUGAAAUCCCGCCUGAUCUCCGACCAGCAGAUCUCAGCCUCCAGUGUCUUCAAGACCUGGGGCAUCGACGCCUUUACCUGGCACCCCCAUUACGCUCGCCUGGACAAGACGGGCAAAACCAACGCCUGGACGGCGCUCCACAACGGCCAGUCCGAGUGGCUGCAGAUUGACCUCCGGGACCAGAAGAAGGUGACUGGCAUCAUCACGCAAGGAGCCCGUGACUUUGGGCACAUCCAGUACGUGGCAGCCUACAAAGUGGCCUACAGUGACAAUGGCACGUCCUGGACCCUCUACCACGACGGCCAGACAAACAGCACCAAGAUCUUCCAUGGUAACAGCGACAACUACUCGCACAAGAAGAACGUGUUCGACGUGCCCUUCUAUGCCCGCUUCGUCCGCAUCCUGCCCGUGGCCUGGCACAACCGCAUCACCCUGCGCGUGGAGCUGCUGGGCUGCGACGAGUAGGCGCCCAGGGAGAAG